Messenger RNA from Metarhizium acridum CQMa 102, 1131 nucleotides. RefSeq lists its product as uncharacterized. The record is from RefSeq and is a predicted model, not a curated record. NCBI's taxonomy places the organism in Eukaryota, Fungi, Ascomycota, Sordariomycetes, Hypocreales, Clavicipitaceae.
AUGGCGGAAGCCCCCCUCAUCCCAAUUCGCACGGAGCACUUUGCGAGGCCUGUCCAGCAAGGUAGCCACCCAUCAGACGAGUCAUCACAACUGGCUCGAAUCACUGCCCCGGUCUGGCAAGGCAGAUGUGCCCCGUCAAUCGGCUGCCAGCCAGCCUCGUCGCCUCGGUUCCCGGAGACACAUGAUGAAAUCGCACAUUCGGACGACGUCGCACAUAACAUCUUGACCUGCGACCUGGGAUACCCAAUUGAACUAGUUCAUGGACAAGCCUGUCCUCGGCUCGGUCCAUUUGUAGAUCAGUCGAACCAUAUAAAGGGAUCCACCGUCUCUCCUUUUUGUUGCAAUGUCUUUUGCCUUAAUCCUGCCUGCUCCUUCUUUCCCCAACUUGGCUCCUUCCUCGUCAACAUACACAACCCACCACUUGUCCUCGUGCUAGUUCCUUCCUAUUCUUUUUAUAUACCCCCUCCAUCUCCUGCGCCCCUCAUCCUCUUCCAUCCCAUCAACCCCAGAUUCCAACCCCCUCCCCAAAACUCAAUCCUCAGUCAACCCGCUUUCCGAUCGUUGUGGAAAAUGGCUGCCCCUGCGGACAAGACUUUGAAGAACCUCAACGGCCAGUGGACCGUGAACAAGGAGUUGUCUGAGUCUGCCGAUCCGGCCCUGACCAUCCAGGGCAUCGGCUACCUUAUCCGCACGGGGAUUAGCUAUGCCACCAUCAGCCUCAGCGUGAACCAGUACGAGGCUCCUCCCAAGCCCCCGAACGAGUCUACCGACACCGUCGUCCACAUCGACAUCGACCAGUCCGCCUCUGGCCUCACCAACACCCAGGAGAACCGGUGCCUGGACAACACCUACCGCGACCACACUGACUGGCUGUUUGGCCACGUCAAGGGCCGCAGCACAUGGGUCGGCCGGGACGAGAUCGAGGACGCCUACCUGAAGAACGGCUGGGAGGCCGAGGCUGACGGCAAGCUCAUCUUCAGCCACGUCGAGAGCUUGGAUGCCGGCUGGACGGCCACCCAGGUCUGGGGUUUCCAGCUGGUCAAUGGCGAGCGCCGGUACUGCCGCAACAUUGUCGUCGCCAAGGGCAGCGAGCGGGCCGAGUUCCGCCUCGUCUACGACUACAACGUCUAG